This is a messenger RNA of Sphaeramia orbicularis (orbiculate cardinalfish), 3961 nucleotides long. RefSeq names its product palmitoyl-protein thioesterase 2b (gene ppt2b). Gene Ontology annotation, cellular component: lysosome. The coding region runs from base 293 to 1201 and encodes 302 amino acids. The transcript has 8 exons. The record is from RefSeq and is a predicted model, not a curated record. Lineage: Eukaryota; Metazoa; Chordata; Actinopteri; Kurtiformes; Apogonidae. Gene Ontology annotation, molecular function: thiolester hydrolase activity.
GAUUUAAAACCGGAACAAACAAAACCAACCAAAGCAAAACUGAGCAGCAGCUGAUCGGUGUAUUACUUCAGUUUUUUUUCCCAACACACAGUUAAAGGCAUAUUUGGGCUGGCAAAAGGGAACAUUUAAGGGACUUAAGGUUAAAUAACUGCAGCUGAAAAACAGAAAAGAUGAGCGCACUUCGCCAUCACUAACAUCAGGAUUUAAUGUUUUAUUUUAUAUAACCUGCAAUGGUUUUAUAAUCCCUGCGCCUGUGUAGUUUUAUUUUGUGUUUUUUAUCAUUUAAGUCACUAUGAAGGGCUUCCUCUCCAACCGCAGGAGGACCCGGAGCAGCAGCGGGCUGAGGGGGCUGCUGUGUCCGCUCCUCGGUGCGUGUCUCUGGGCUGCGGUGGUCGGAUACAAGCCGGUUGUUAUAGUUCACGGUUUGUUCGACAGUUCAGGGGAUUUUAAGAACCUGCAACGAUUUAUCAACGAGUCUCAUCCUGGAACAAAUGUGACAGUCAUCGACCUCUUUGACAGAAGUGCCAGUCUCCAGCCCAUGUGGAAACAGGUGGAGGGAUUCAAGGCAGCUAUUUACCCGAUAAUGCAAAACGCUGCAGACGGAGUCCACUUUAUCUGCUACUCUCAAGGUGGACUGGUUUGCAGAGGGAUUGUCUCCACUCUAUCAGACCACAACGUUAACUCGUUCAUUUCCUUAUCGUCGCCUCAGGCCGGACAGUACGGAGAUACAGACUACCUGAAGUACCUCUUCCCUCAGUUUGUGAAGUCAAACCUCUACCACGUCUGCUACACUUCAUUCGGGCAGAGGAUAUCGAUCUGUAACUACUGGAAUGAUCCUCACCACAGAGAUCUGUAUGUGAACAGCAGUGACUACCUGGCUCUGUUGAACAGCGAGAGACCCAAUCCAAAUGCAACAGAGUGGAAGAAGAACUUCCUGAAGAUCAAAAAGCUGGUGCUGAUUGGAGGUCCAGAUGAUGGAGUCAUCACGCCCUGGCAGUCGAGUCAGUUCGGUUUUUAUGACGACAACGAGACUGUUGUUGAGAUGCAGCAACAAGAUCUGUACUUAAGGGAUGUUUUUGGUCUGAAGACCCUCGCGGCUCGUGGAGAUAUCAUACUGUGCUCUGUUCCCGGUGUUGAACAUGUUUGGUGGCACUCGAACGAGACAGUUUUCCACAUGUGUAUGGAGAAAUGGCUGGACUAGAAAAACACACACAAACACACACUGCAGGAAGUAACUCCACUCAAACUGUGGAUUCUCACAGUUUUCAGUGGGUUUGCAAUGUCAUUAUCAUUUGUUUCGUGUAGUUUUGCGUGUUCAGUUUCUCAAUGUUUUAACUUCCUACUUACAUUGAUUUUAUUUAUUUUAAACCUCCCAUUGUUGCUGCCAGACAAAUACAUCACUGUGUACGGGGAAAAGAAAAAAGACACCAAAAAGUCCUAGUGGUUGAUGUGGUUUUGGUCUUCAGACGCUCAUCAAGCAAAGCUAAUCCAAAUGAGCAGCACCAAUGGAAGGAAGGACUUGUUUUACCUUUUUUCACCAAUGUGAAAAGGGAGCAAAGCACAAACUCUCAGAAGCAACAAAUACAGGAACUUCCAACAAAUCAGACUUAAUUUGUAGAGAAAUGUAAGUCGACUACUUUAUUUUAAAAACCUUGGUCUAUUUUAAAAUAAUGCUCCGUAUACCGUACAUAUAUUGAAGGCCAUUUGCACAGAUAUUGCCUCAGAGAUUAUGUGUAGAUUGUACUAAAAUGCAUGUUAACAGGUAUGCUUUCUACAGCUUAGGGCGUCUCAUUUUGAUGCAUUUAAAUGUAAAUACCCAUUUCAGACAGUGGGUCAUUCUGUUUGUGUCAAUGCUGCUAUUCCAAAUUAAAAUAUUGCACUGUACAGUAUGUAAUAUUGGCAGAUGCUCGAGCACUUACGUGGAGUUUGUGUUGAAGUCAGUGAUGAUCUGCAAGGUGGUCAGUUGAUAACAAUGUCAGGCUCCUUUUCUAAGCCCAUGUUAUCUAGUGUUGUAAACUGUUGACUGUAGAAGAGCAGAAGACCCUAAACAUACACUAUAUGGACAAACAAGUUGGGACAUAUGACACCUACAGCUUAUAGAACUCUCCAUUCCCACUGAAUUAAAAGAUAAUUAUGAUAAAAAUGUUAAUUUCAGUUGGUAUCAGUAAUUAUCAUGAUAAAUGUCAAAUUUUUUAAAGUCUAAAGGCUGAGUAAAAGUUGAAGAACCUAGACGGUUACUUCUAGUUGAAAAAUAUUAUUUAUGGUCAGAACAUGGCAAAUAUUUCAGAAAUUAAGAGGUAGAACAUGUCAAAAAAGCGAUGAUUAAAAAAAUAUUUUUGUAUGCAUAUAUAUCUAAAUAAAAAUAUUAGUUAAUACUAAAAUAUAAAUUAACACUAAAGAGAAAAACGUUUAUUGUAAAUGAUACUUAUCACAAUAUAAAAUUAUGGAACUUGUCAUUAUUGUUUUUAGUAGCAAAGAAAUACCCAGAUUUAAUGUGUUCAUCCAUAUAAUGUAUUAGUGUAUUAAUAUUUAUGAAAGGAAUCAAAUUGAAAGCGUCCUUUUACUGGUUUUUACACUCUCUUGAGGUGGUUUUUGCUUUUAACAAAAAAAAAAAAAAAAAAGAAGAAAAAUUGUGAGAGAAUGCAUCCAUUGGGGAUGGAAACAGGCUCUUAUGACUAUAGAAAACAGAGAUUGUGAGAGAAGAUUUUUUAAAGAUACAUUAAAACCCAUAAAAUUUUUUGGAAUUAAAAAAAAAUUAGACAUGUCAGUUUCAUCUCAUAUUAAGUUGAGAUGGUUUUGUUUUGAAGAGAAAAUUAAAUCAACAAAACAAAAUUUAAAAUGAAUAUAAACAACAACUCCCAAGAUGUAAAUAAAAUAUCUCUCCAUAAUAAUGUAUUGUACCUAUUAAUGGUAUGAAAAUAUACCUGUUAAUACGCGUUUAGUCGUACUUUAAACAAAAUCUCUGAGAUGUUAUCUGUGUGUGUCUGUUCACACAUACCUCAAAUCACCACACAACACAUCAGUGCCUGGGCGACUUUCCGUCAUCUUGUCUACAUGUACAGACUCACUGCCCUGCUCAUCUUAAUGAUGCAGUACUUUAUAUCUUUUUAAUCCGUCCAUUUUUUACCCUGGGGAUCAUGUUCGCCUGUUUUUAUGCACGUCAGACCAUGAAUAUCGUGUUUUGUUGUCAUUUUCGUGCAGUGCUUUGGAGCUGUACUCGGAGCUAUCGCUACAGUAGAUAAAGCCUUAAAUUUUCCCCUCAUGCCUCAGUGUUUGAUGUCCUGUACCGAAGUGCUAUGACUCACUGCCUUUAGUGAUUGUGCUAAACCUGGUGACAGACAAGUGGAGAGUCGUGAAGAAAAGGAAGCUGGAGAGCAGCAGUGUCUAUAUCAGUGUUUACUCGUUUACCAAAACAUUACCUGUGACACUCUUUUACCUCCCAUUGCAUUUAGAUAUCUCAGGCGUUUGAGCUACCAUCUUGUCUCUCUGAAAAGGGAUUUGUCUCUGUCAACUGUCUGCAUUGUUUUAGAUGUCUAUGGCUGCCUUUUUGUCCUUAAAGGUGUUUGAUAAAGUAACUGAUGAAACAAGAAGUGAAUAACCUUUUGCCUGAGCAUUGCACAGUGUAUAAGCUGAAAAAUGGAGAAGGGAAAUGGUGAAGAUGGGAUAACUAUUAACCUGUUUUAAGCUCAUUUAAUAAUUUAGUUGAACUGUUUUUAAAGCAGUUAGAUUUGCAGUAUUUAAUGUUGCAUUCGUUAUUUCAUGUUUGCUUGUACGUAGUACUCAAGGUAAAUGCGUAAGUUGUGGAUUUAAGGGACAUCAUUUUCAUUUCAUUUAACAGUAAAUGUCAAUAGACUCUUUUUAAAACUCUAACAGAAACUAUUUUGCUAGUGUUAUACAGUUUCUACAGGACCUGGACUGCAAGUAAAAAUGUCAAAUCCUCAAUAAAAGACAGUUUUCAACA